Mytilinidion resinicola is the source of this 428-nucleotide messenger RNA. RefSeq lists its product as uncharacterized. The transcript is spliced from 2 exons. Bases 42 to 305 code for a protein of 87 amino acids. Lineage: Eukaryota; Fungi; Ascomycota; Dothideomycetes; Mytilinidiales; Mytilinidiaceae. The record is from RefSeq and is a predicted model, not a curated record.
CCAGCUAGUUUAUCCAGCCCAAUCCAGUCAGGCAAAUCAACAUGACACAGUCUUCUCCAAAGCCUCGCAGUCAUUCUUCUCCUACUGGAGCCACAAACAACGGCGAUGUUGAAACAACGGCAUCCCCGCCUGGGAAUCCUGAUUCUCCCACCCGCAAUCUAGACGAGACCACAGCUAGCGCGGAAAACGUAGCCGCAGCGUUAGAGACACCAUCUCCAUCUCGAAAUAUCACCCCUUUCACCGGCCGAAUCUCCAUCUCGAAAUCUCAUACCGCUCACCGGCUGGUCGGAGGAGACGGUUGCUGACCCGUAAGCUGCAGCCUGAGGCUCAGAAACCUCGACCUACGUAAAGCAUUUGUCGAGAUAUUAGGUUACAAAUGGAGGCCCAUGAGAUAAGAGAUGGAAUGUCAAACCUGGAGACGAGUGGCG